Oryzias melastigma (Indian medaka) is the source of this 4229-nucleotide messenger RNA. Its product is annotated as oocyte zinc finger protein XlCOF6-like. Bases 405 to 2114 code for a protein of 569 amino acids. The transcript has 2 exons. Gene Ontology annotation, molecular function: RNA polymerase II cis-regulatory region sequence-specific DNA binding; DNA-binding transcription factor activity, RNA polymerase II-specific. The record is from RefSeq and is a predicted model, not a curated record. NCBI's taxonomy places the organism in Eukaryota, Metazoa, Chordata, Actinopteri, Beloniformes, Adrianichthyidae. Gene Ontology annotation, biological process: regulation of transcription by RNA polymerase II.
ACUUUCGAUUACUCGAUAUUUCCCAAAUGUAAAUCGUUUUAAAGAUAAUGAAACAUUUUGAGCUAUACUGAGAUCCAGUUAAGCAGUUUUUACGUUUUUUUUUUAAAUAAAGUUUCCUCACGUGACCCGGAAGUAAACAGCACGAGGCGCUAGCAGCGUUAGCUUGUUCUGAGAGGACGGCGGUGUUUUGUUGGAACGUUCGUGAGGUUUUUGGACAAAAAGGACGAUACGUGGUUCGUAUCUGAACUCUCAGCAUUCUCCAAAGUGUCGUAAAUGAGUGAAUACGUGUUGAACGUAAAGACAACGUGGCUGUGAUUGUGAGACUAGCAGAUGAUCGGAGCUGCUGCUGUUCAGAGGACUUUGGUGUUUGUUGGAGCUGAAGAUCUUCUGCAGCUGCAGGAACCAUGUCUUCAUUUGCUCAGAAAGAGUCUGUCAGAGAACAACUUUCUGCUGCUGAAGAAACCUUCAGACUCUGUGAAGGAACCAUCGUCCAGAAUGAGAAUGAGGAGCUCUGUGGUCAGAGCAGACUGCUGGAUAUCACCUGGAACCCGCAGCUUCAGCUCCACGUUGCAGUCCUCCCCCAGCAUUGGGUGACUGAAGAGGAAGAUCUCUGCAACCAGCAGAGGAACUUCAGAGAGGAACAAGAAGAUCUAGAGCCUCCACAGACUAAAGAGGAACUGAAGGAACCAGAACCUCAGCAGAUUGAAAUGAAACAGGAGGAAACAGAAACUCCACAGAUCAAAGAGGAACAGGCGGAAACUCCACAGAUUAAGGAGGAACAGGAUAAACCAGAACCUCCACAGAUUGAAAUAAAACAGGAGGAACCAGAAACUCCACAGACUAAAGAGGAACUGAAGGAACCAGAACUUCCAUGGGUUAAAGAGGAGCAAGAACACAUCUACAUCAGUCAGGAUGAAGAGCAACUUGAUCUAAAGCAGGAGAUUGAUACCUUGAUGGAGAUUCCUUCUUAUGAGGAAAAUACUCACAGUGAAGCAGAUCUAAACAAACAGAAGAGCUUCAGUGUAACUGAGAGUCAGGAUGAAGAAGGAAACCAACAUGAAGAAUCAACAUCAACUACAGAUGACGAGACAGACCCACAGAACAGAGAUCAGAGGAAGAAAAGAGACAGAAGUCAUGUCCAAACUGUGGCCAGCUCUCCUAUGUCAGAAAGUCAAUGUGACUCUGAUGUUAGAAAAAAAUUCAAGAAGGAAACUUCAGUAGAGGAACACAAACAAUCUCCUAAAGAAAAGAGAUGUACCUCUGUUAAGUCUGGUAAAGGAUUAAUAAUUUCACACAAUGUGUCUGCCCACAUGACAGCUGAGUCUGAUGGAAGACCAUAUGUCUGUGAAGAAUGUGGUAAAAGUUUUGGUUACUUGUCCCUGUUAAAAUCUCACAUGAGAAGUCACACGAGAGAGAAGCCUUUUUGUUGUCAAGAAUGUGAUAAAAGUUUCAAACACCUAUCUAAUUUGAGAAGACACAUGGCAGCUCAUACCGGAGAGAAGCCUUUUUAUUGUCAAGACUGUAAUAAAGGUUUUAGACAAAGAUCUAAUCUCAAAUCACACAUGAUAAUUCAUACAGGAGAGAAGCUUAUUUGUUGUCAAGAAUGUGAUAAAGGUUUUAGUCAAGCAUCUCAUCUCAAAUCACACAUGAGAACUCAUACAGGAGAGAAGCCUUUUUGUUGUCAAGAAUGUAAUAAAGGUUUUAGUCAAUCAUCUAGUCUCACAGCACACAUGAGAACCCAUACAGGAGAGAGACCUUUUUACUGUCAAAAAUGUGAUAAAAGUUUUAAUCAAACAUCUCAUCUCAAAUCACACAUGAGAACUCAUACCAGAGAGAAGCCUUUUUGUUGUCAAGAAUGUAAUAAAGGUUUUAGUCAAUUAUCUGCUCUCACAGCACACAUGAGAACUCAUACAGGAGAGAGACCUUUUUAUUGUCAAAAAUGUGAUAAAAGUUUUAAUCAAACAUCUAAUCUCAAAUCACACAUGAUAACUCAUUUCAGAGAGAAGCCUUUUAAAUGUCAAGAAUGCAAUAAAAGAUAUCUUCAUCUAUCUAGUCUUAAAACACACAUGAUAACUCACACAGAAGAGAAGGCUAUUCUUCAAGAGAAGUUUUGACAAUUGAGUCAAUAUUUGACGCUGUAAAUAAAUUAAAAGGAGGCAGAAGUGAGUAGUUAAUGCAUAACAUUAAACAUUUUUCUGAAGUCUGGCCCUUUUAGUGAGAACAUAUUUUUUAAUAUUAUUGUAAUGUAAUAAUUUUCAAAGACAAUCUUUAGUUUCAUUGUCCAUCAGCCAUAAUCCUCAAAAUGAAUUAUAUUUGGGAUUGAUACAUUUAUAUCUGUAUGAUGAUUCUUUAAUAUAUGAGCUUAACUUUUUAUUGAUUGACAAUAAAUACUGAACUUUUCCAUGAAAUUCAUUCUUUUAGGUGUGAAUGGCUUUUACCAGUUUUGAAGGUAUCAAUAAUUUUUGUACUGACAUUUCUUAUGAAUUUGAUGUUUAAAGAUAUUAUAAACACUUUAAAAAUAUUGCUCAAUUUUGUUGAUUUUAUUAAUAGAUUACAUUAGAUUUUUUAUUACUAUUUUUUUGUUUAAAAGUUGUUGUGUUGACCUUUGUAAGAGUAGUUUAUGCUGAGACAUUGUGUAUGUUGUCUAAAUAUUUGUGUUACUAUGUCAACACUAGAAAUAUUGUAAAUGCAUCUUUAUUUCUUACAAGUUUUACGUGACCUUUGAACCUUUCCAUUAUUGGUAACAAGAUGGUAAUACAUCUGUGACAGAAAAAAUACAACAAGUAUUUUUUCUGUCACAGAUGUAUUACCAUCUCGGAACUAAAUUGAAGAAUAUAAAGCAAAAAAACAAACAACUGACAACUGACAUUACAAUUCCAAAUCUAAUUGAUUUUAUGAAAAUUAAAUUGGAAAGCAUAUUAUUUAAACAAAAUCAAAUCCUGUUUUUAUACCUUGAGAUCAAACUUUGUUUAGAUUAUUUUUAUUGAAUGUUGUUAUCAAGAACUUGUACUCAUUUAAUCGUUUGCUCCCACGGUAACGGAAAAAAAGGUUUAACUUGUGAUUUAUGGAUGGAAGGAAGGAAGGUGGAAUGUCUGCCCUUGUCUGGUACCAAAAGAGUGAAGUUUAUUUUUAUUAUGAAAUAGUUUUGGACAUUUUUUUAUAUUUUACCUGAUUUAUCUAUACAGAAAAUAUAAGUGUCUGAAGAAUAUUGAUAUCAUAAAUAUUUAACAGCUUUAAUUUUGAAGAGUGGGUCACUGGGUGCAACAUAAACAGAAUUUGUGGCCAAACGAACAGAUACCUUUUGUAAAAGUAAGAUUUUGUUUAGACAAGUAGGACAAGUAUUUGCCCAAACAAUAUUGCAAUGAGAGAGAUAUGGAUAAAGUAUGGAAUAGUACAAUGAUAAAUUAACUGAAAAAUGUACACAAUUUUCUAUUCUUCUAAAAAAGAAACAAAUGUCCUAAAAAGAUCCCUGGGGUACCCCACAUUUUAUUAUAUCUCUUUCAGUGUCAUAGCCAUUCAUUGUCACAUGAAGUUGUUGCUUUGACCUUUGGGGUUUUGUCUAAUGCUGAGACAUUGAGUAUGUUGUCUAAAUCUGUGUGUUACUAUGACAACACUAAAAAUAUUGUAAAUGCAUGUUUUAUUGAAUAUUGUUAUCAAGAACACAUACUCAUUUAAUAGUUUGCUCCCGCAGCAACGGUCGAUUCCUGACCGGAAGCGAGCGGGUUCGACUCCCGUCUUGCCCGUUGAUGUGUCGAAGUGUCCUUGGGCAAAAGACUGAACCCCAAAUUGCCUCUGGUGGGAGGUUGGUGCCAGUGUUUGGCAGUGGAGCCACCACCAGUGUGUGAAUGUGUGUGUGAAUGGGUCUGUGACUGUGAAGCGCUUUAGACCCUCGAAGGGUAGGAAGCGCUAUAAAAGUAUACGCCAUUUACCAUGUUUAUUUCUGAGAAGUUUCACGUGACCUUUGAAUCUUUCAAUGUUUUUUAAACAAAAAAUGACUACAUUUCGUAUUAAAUAUAUGCUGAGUCAUGUGAGCAAAUAACCAUUUUGUGAAUAAAAUAUUUUCUUUAAAUUGUAGUAAGGAAGAGAUGGAUAAUAAGACUGACGUGUCUGUCUUGUGUUGUUGUGAUUCCUGUUUUCUAGUAGAAAUCUGAAGUGUUUCUCUGUUCUUUUUAGUUGUCAGUGUUCUGUCUCAAUCUUUCCUGUGAAGAAUAAAGUGGACGUGAACAUCA